Drosophila biarmipes is the source of this 508-nucleotide messenger RNA. Its product is annotated as LYR motif-containing protein 2. The transcript has 2 exons. Gene Ontology annotation, cellular component: mitochondrion. NCBI's taxonomy places the organism in Eukaryota, Metazoa, Arthropoda, Insecta, Diptera, Drosophilidae. The record is from RefSeq and is a predicted model, not a curated record. The coding region runs from base 136 to 408 and encodes 90 amino acids.
UCAGAUGUUUUUAUUUUGGUUCUGCCGAAGUAAUAACAAAUAGUUUUGGGAAAUGAAAAUAAAUCUUAAAAACAUUAAAUAACCUAAGAAAUUAAUUACCAAAAAUACCAAUACAUCAUAAGCAUUAAGGCCAAAAUGAGCAAAAUACCAAAAACAACACUAAGUUUAAAGCAGUUUAUGCUGCGUCAAGAGGUCCUGAAGCUAUACCGGGACAUCUUCCGCACCAUCCGCCAAGUUCCCGACAAAAACAGCCAGCUGGAGCUGCGAUCCUGGGCACGACACGACUUCCAGACGAAUCGCCACCAAAGUGACGAGGUGGCCAUCAAGAUGCUCAUCCAGCACGGCAGACGCAGCCUCACAGAACUAAGGACCAGCCUCCACUUGAGCGGUGUGAGCGAGGGCAAAUAGGAACAAUCCUAGCGAGAAAUCUUAGCUUAAUUUGAUUUUAUUUUUGAGCUCGACAACCGUACGAAAAUAAAUACGAGUUAGGACUACGGACUAAGACAAA